Esox lucius (northern pike) is the source of this 2347-nucleotide messenger RNA. Its product is annotated as cellular tumor antigen p53. Gene Ontology annotation, biological process: regulation of transcription by RNA polymerase II; protein tetramerization; apoptotic process. The coding region runs from base 229 to 1401 and encodes 390 amino acids. Gene Ontology annotation, molecular function: DNA-binding transcription factor activity, RNA polymerase II-specific; RNA polymerase II cis-regulatory region sequence-specific DNA binding. NCBI's taxonomy places the organism in Eukaryota, Metazoa, Chordata, Actinopteri, Esociformes, Esocidae. Gene Ontology annotation, cellular component: nucleus. The transcript is spliced from 11 exons. The record is from RefSeq and is a predicted model, not a curated record.
CCCCUAAAAGCACGCUAUUCACUGAAGGAAGCUAAAUAUUUUUACUUUCGGACUGUUUCUAUUGGUGAUGUUUCUGUGAUAUCUUUACAUGGACAUAAAGCAUAUGUGCUGCAGGAAACGAGUGCUUUACGUGUGGCGAGGAAACGAUCCCAUUGCCUUCCCUCCUGCCUGGUGUUCCCUUGGCCCCAUCCUCUCUUCCUGCCUCUGGUUCGACAAGCAUUUGAGAGAAUGAACGGGCACACUGAGGACCCAGAUUUGAUGGGUCUCCAGAUGAGCCAGGGAUCUUUCCAGCAGCUCUGGGAGACCAUAAUGACUCCACAGGGCCCUAAUAUAGCACCAACUGAGAGUGAAAACUGGGACGAUUUGGAUGCCACGCUCCUUCCAGAGUCCACCUUAGAUGACGGCUUUGAGAGGCUGUUUGAGCUGACGGACCAACCCGUCGCGGAGCCCUUUGUGACUCCCGCGGACAACGUGCCUCCUACGGCCUCCACUGUGCCGUCGACCGUCGACUACCCCGGGGAGCACGGCUUCCAGCUGCGCUUCCAGAAGUCCGGCACCGCCAAGUCUGUCACCUCCACCUUUUCGGCACAGCUGAACAAGCUGUACUGCCAGCUGGCUAAGACGUGCCCGGUGGAGGUGCUGAUGCUCAACGAGCCCCCGCCAGGAGCCAUCCUCCGAGCCACCGCCAUCUACAAGAAGUCUGAGCAUGUCUCCGAGGUGGUCCGUCGCUGUCCCCACCACCAGAGCGCCCCCGAAUACAACGAAGGUGUGAACCACCGCAGUCACCUGAUCCGGGUGGAGGGUAGCCAGCGCGUUCAGUACCUGGAGGAUGAGAACACCAAGCGCCAGAGUGUGGUGCUGCCCUACGAGCCUCCCCAGCUGGGCUCCGAGGUGACCACCGUUCUGCUGAACUUCAUGUGCAACUCCAGUUGCAUGGGGGGGAUGAACCGGCGGCCCAUCCUCACCAUCCUGACCCUGGAGACGGCGGAGGGUCAGGUUUUGGGGCGCCGUUGUUUUGAGGUCCGUGUCUGCGCCUGCCCUGGCCGUGACCGCAAGUCUGAGGAGGAGAAUGCAGCCAAAAGUCUGAACGGGACCAAGACAGCCAGCGGCACCAAGAGAAAGUCCACGCCCCUUCCAGGCACUAGCAAGAAGACAAAAAACGUUUCCAGCACCGAGGAUGAGGACAAGGACGGUGUGUUUCUGUUGCCGGUUCGUGGCAGAGAGCGCUACGAGUGGCUGAAGAAGAUCAAUGACAGCCUGGAGCUGAUGGACCAUGUUCCUCCUGCUGAUCAGGAGAAAUACAAGAAGAAAUGUUCUGCCAUAAGCAUCAGGAAGGGAGCGGUCAUUCCGAAGAGUGGGAAACGUCUGGUUACCAAGGAGGACAAGAGCGACUCCGACUAAAACCCGACAGCACAGCCCUGUAUCCUGACGUUAUCCCGACGUCUAUUCUGUAUCAACGUUGAAAUGACCAAUACCUGACCUAAAGGCGCUACACACAGGCACUUUUUGUCUGAAUGUGUAGGUACUGUGCUGUUCUGAUUUUCUCAGUGUUGCAUUUUUUCAUUUGAACGUUUUCAGAUCUUCAGAUAAACCCCAAGAUUUUAGAGGUCUUGAUUUUGCCUCCCUUUUUACUGUACUGUUGACUUGAAUAUCUUCAAAUGGCCCGUCAGCGUUCAGACCUAGAACCAGUUGGGAGGUGGCUGGAAAUGUAUGUACAGCACUUCAGUCAGUAUCCCACACCACUGAGCUGAAGGCGCCCCCCAUGGACGACUGGGCCAAAGGCCUCCAUAAAGUAACAUUAGGUUUUGGUCGAAGCUGGGUAAACAUUGGAUGGCAAGAACUUUCAAAAUUAGAGAAUCAGAAACGAGCCAUAUAUGGUUCUCUACACUGUAUUAUCUAAAUUGAAACAACUCCACCUCAGGUAUGGUGAAUUAACCCCCAUGUCUUCCUAUACCUGUCCAUUACUCCCUGCAAAACAUGCAGUGUUUAUGUGUGGAGCCAUCACUGUCAGGAGGGAGAUUAUCCGCUUCCCCUUUGCCCCGACACAGCACCUCAGGUUGUGUUUUUGCAAUUUUUUUUUAACCGAAGCUUUUUGUCAUAUAAUGGUCCUGCGAAGUCGUGAUGUUUUUUUGUUGAUUGUCCAGCCGCCUGUGUUCUGCCAGUUAGUCUUUGUGCUUGAGGUAACCACUGCCGUUAUGCCCCGUUCUGAAUCCUUGACUCCAACAUCACCGUCAAAGGCGUGUACAUUUUUAAGUAGUCGACUUCCAACGUCUUCCAACUUCACAGUAUUUUUGUUACUUUAGUUAUUUUAUGAUGUCUGUGUUUUAUUUCCAGUUUUGUAGCUACU